This is a messenger RNA of Brassica oleracea var. oleracea, 1128 nucleotides long. RefSeq lists its product as uncharacterized. The record is from RefSeq and is a predicted model, not a curated record. NCBI's taxonomy places the organism in Eukaryota, Viridiplantae, Streptophyta, Magnoliopsida, Brassicales, Brassicaceae. Bases 1 to 1128 code for a protein of 375 amino acids. The transcript has 4 exons.
AUGGAUCAAUUUGCCGGCGUGUCAGGCCUCAGGAUCAACGCCUCCAAGUCAUCAAUCUUUGCCGCUGGUCCAAACAGCCACUUGCUUACACAUGCUGUAUGGAGAAAAACUGACUAUGAACCUUUGAUCGAUCAACUCCGUAAAAAGUUCUUUUCAUGGACACACAGAGCGCUCUUCUUUGCGGGACGUCUACAGCUCAUCAAAACGGUAAUCACCAGCACUGUAAACUUCUGGAGUUCUGCGUUUCUACUACCCAAAGGCUGUCUUGACACCAUUGAGAGCAUGUACAGUGCGUUCCUCUGGUCUGGAUCGCCAACCAUUACGUACAAAGAAAAAACAGAGUCCUUAUGGGUGGCUUGGACAAAGGAAUACUUGCUUAAGGAUAGUUCCUACAGGGAUGUACGAGAAGGCACUCUUGGCUCAUGGGCUUGGAGAAAGUUAUUAAAGAUGAGGUCCUUGGCUUUGGAUCAUAUGAGGCAUGAUGUUAAGGAUGGGAGAUCUACCUUCUUUUGGCUUGAUAAUUGGAUGGGCACAUGUAGGCUCUUGGAUGCAGUGGGGGAGAGGAUCCGUAGUCGAGGUCAAAGGCAAUAUCAUGAGCUAUAUGAUAAGUUAGAUAUGUGGCAUGUGCCUUGCCAAGACGCGGGAGAGGACACUGUACUCUGGAGGGCUGAUAAUGAUGAAUGCAAAGCUUACUUCUCUUCUGCCAAGACCUGGAACAACUUGCGGGAUAAGCGGAAUGAGGUCAGUUGGAGGAAAGUCACCUGGUUCUCUCAGGCAGUGCCCCGACACGCCUUUCAGGUAUGGCUUGCAUUCAGGGAUCGUUUAUCAACGGGAGACAGAAUGAAGAACUGGGGUAUAGAGCAGUGUUGUAUGCUUUGCGGAGAGAAGAACGAAACAAGAGAUCACAUGUUCUUUGCAUGUCCUUUCUCCUUCACGGUCUGGCUAAACACUGCAGGGAAGCUGUUUGGAAACGCCAUUACCCCUGAUUGGAACGAUACCGUCAGCUCACUCUUGCAACAGGCUCAGACUCGGAUAGAUCACAUUCUUAGGAGGAUGGCCUUUCAAACAGUCAUCUACUCAAUUUGGAGGGAACACAACUCACGGAGGCAUGGUGGUGUGUGGGGGUGA